AUGGCUCAUCCUAGAGAGAGCCGGGUUGCUUUCCAGCCCGGCCGGUCCCACGAGAUGAACCCUCAAGAAUCUCUAGACCACCAGAAGAUCUCCGAUGAGCAAAGAGGAGAAAUUUCCCAAGCUUUCACACUUUUCGACCAAGACCAUGACGGAUAUCUCGACUACCAUGAGCUCAAGUUCGGACUCAAGACCCUGGGCCUUCGAAUCAAUCGCCUCAAUUCUCAUAGCGAAUCGAGACCCCGCGAAGAGCUCAGUCGGGCGUUUGACAUGUUUGAUCAGGACGGAGAUGGUAUGAUCACACUCGAGGAUUUGCGCAUAGUAAACUCGACGAUUAAGCAAGGGACAACCGCGACCGAUAAAGAUAUGGCGAAUAUGAUUGCACAGGCAGACCUUACAGGCAAGGGCGGAGUUGACAGGGAAGAAUUUAUCGACAUGAUGAUAGCGGCAAAGCGACGGCGAGGCUACUAG
Molecule: messenger RNA, 468 nt
Organism: Parascedosporium putredinis
Lineage: Eukaryota; Fungi; Ascomycota; Sordariomycetes; Microascales; Microascaceae
Source: the annotation of a GenBank genome assembly